Molecule: messenger RNA, 486 nt
Organism: Salvia hispanica
Lineage: Eukaryota; Viridiplantae; Streptophyta; Magnoliopsida; Lamiales; Lamiaceae
Source: RefSeq, a predicted model, not a curated record
AUGAACAAGAACUUCUUUUUUCUAAUCUGCAACGGCAUUCUCUUCUUCCUCACCAAAACCUCCCCCUUAGCCCGCCCUCCCGAUCUCAACGGCCUUCAAGUAGUGGUAGAGGCAGAAACCUAUCCAGACCAACAUAUAAAGCUGGACGAAGAAGAAGAAGGAGAUGAUGAUGCUGACACGUUUGAAGAAGAGCAAGUGAAAGUAGAUCAUGAAAUCGAGCAUUCGAGUGAAGGGGCGCUCCAAGUCUCGAUCAACAUAGCAGGGAGUGAAGAUGAAGAAAUUGAGCUGCAAGAUUGUUUCCUUCUCAAUGAAGUCGAUGAUCGAGGUGAAGAGGUGAUUAUUGGCAAUGGAGGGGAGGAAGUUGAUGAAAUAGAGAAGCUGAGUGACGAUGAAUUGAACCAGAAAUUUGAAGAUUUCAUAAGGAGGAUGAAAGAGGAGUUUAUAAUUAAUGAUUAUCAACACAAACAGUUAAUCUUGGUCAAGUAA